AUGCCCUCCUUAAAAUCAAUGGCCGCAAGUUUCAUGCGCUAUAUCCAAGUGGACUUAGCUUCCUUUGAAGACAAUUACAAGAAGACCGUCGAUGAAUAUCUCACCCUAGCCGCUAUCCAGUACCAAAAACGAGAACUGGAGGAAAUAUGGGACAAGAUUUCCACCAGAUAUGAAUGGGUUCGAGAAUCUGAACUAAUGGAUGACCCCGAGAAAGCUGCUACCAUCAACAUAGAUGAACUCACCCGAGAAUACGCCAAAGCCAAAUCUCUGUUCAGAUCUCGAAUUAUUUCCAUUGAUGCAGCACUAGCAGAAGCAACCCGACUGGAAACCUUGAAAAAUUCCCCUCCUACCCCUUCUACUCCUCCUACCCCUGUAACCCACUCAGCACCUAGCUCAUCAUUUAGCGUACCCCCUUGCGACAUGCAAGAUUUCCAUGGCGAUUACAAAUCUUGGACAUCUUUCCGAGAUAUGUUCAAAGCCAUUUAUGGUAAUAACUCUCGCCUUAGUGGGGUAGAAAAAUUGUUUUACUUAAAACAAAAAACCCGCGGGGAGGCCAAAGAAAUAGUUGACAGUGCGCCAUUGACAAACGAUGGCUUUGUUAUCGCUUGGACACUGCUAACUUCUCAAUAUGAGAAUAAACGCAUGCAAAUUAAUGCACAAUUGAAAACUUUAUUCAAUCUACCAUAUGUCAAUGUCCAAUGUGGUGUAGCUAUUCGUAAAUUACAGAGAAAAAUAAAUAGUUGUAUUUCAAAUCUAAAUACACUAGAUAUUGAUACAGAUAAUUGGGAUCCAAUUUUCGUAUAUCUCUGUUCGUCUAAACUGCCCAAAGAAACACUCGAAGAUUUUGAGAAAACCCUAAGAGACAGUUCCAAUAUACCCUGUUGGACUGAAAUGGACAUAUUUUUGACAAACACAUAUAAAGGACUUGAAUCUGUUAAUGAUAUCAAGAAUCCAAACACAUACCCAAGAAAUAAACAAAAUUCUGACAGUAAGAACCAAAAUGAGCGAAAAGGCAAUACAUUUGUAAAUAAUGUUACCCAAGAACCCAAAAAAGAUACCCAUGCCAAGAGAAAGCCUCAACCCGAACAAAAUCCUUCAAACUCCACCCGAACCCAAAACACUAGUAAGCUCAAUGGCUCUGUAUGUAAGCUUUGUAAAGCAAAUCAUACUUUGAGAGAUUGCCCCUCCUUUAUCUCAAUGGGAGUAGCCGAAAGGAUUAAUUUUGUUAAACAAAAUGGCUGUUGCUAUAAUUGUCUAGCGAUUUCUCACGGCAUUAAAGAAUGUCACAGUACCUUUACUUGUAGACAUUGUGGCGGAAGACAUAACUCUCUUCUUCACAGACCCUCGUCGAACUCUAAUACACACGCUAGUACGAACUCUAACCCGACAGAUGAACAACCAUCAACAUCAACACGGAAUGUGUCGCAGUCGUUUUCAACACUGACCAACCAAACUGAUGGCGUAUUAGAUGACCGGAAAAAGCUUUUAGGAACAGCUGUUUUAAAUGUCCAAGUUCAUGGUUCUCUAUUCCCAGCGCGAGCUCUAAUAGACCCAGCGUCAGAUUUUUCGUUUAUUUCUGAUCAGUUCAGACGAAAAUUACACAUACCCACACAACCCAUAAUAGCUGAAAUAUCUGGUUUGAACGAAGUUGUAUCAGCUCGUUCAAACAAAAUGUGUGAAGUUACUCUUAGGUCCAAUACCCAAAGAAACUUUAGUUUAGAAAUCCAAGCGAUAGUGGUCAAAACGCUAACUAGAACAUUACCCACCCAAAGUAUAAACCCAAAUAUCAUAAAAGAUUUAGAACAGAUUCAGUUAGCAGACCCAAGGUUUUACGAAAGUAGACCUAUCGACUUCAUUAUAGGAAGUGAUUUCUACCCACAGAUUUUAAAAUCUGGCGUUAAGAAAGAUUUUCUUAACACACUAAUAGCUCAAGAUACCGAAUUUGGUUGGAUCUUGACUGGACCUGUCGAAGAGACUCACAGAACCCAAACAAUUGUUUCAUAUUUCAGCGCAGUUACACUUAAUAAAUGCUUAACAAAGUUUUGGGAAAUUGAAGAAAUCCCACAAAAACCCAUUAAGUCGGUAGAAGAAACUGUAUGUGAAAAUAUUUUCACGAAAACCACCCAACGCUUACCCAAUGGCCGUUAUCAAGUAGAUCUUCCGUUUCGAACCCCGCAGCUAGAGUUAGGAAACUCACGCCAUGUGGCAAUGGCACAAUAUUUAAGAAACGAGAAGAAUUUGAUGAAGAAUCCUACUUUAAAGUCUGAGUACGAUAACGCUCUGCAAGAAUAUGUUGACUUAGGUCACAUGAAAGCAGUUAAUUUUAACCCAAACAGUUCUUCCACGACUUAUUAUUAUCUACCCCAUCAUGCUGUUGUCAAACCCGAUCGUGUUACGACAAAAGUUCGAGUAGUUUUUAAUGCUUCCAGCAAAACUUCGAACGGCAACAGCUUAAAUGAUGCUCUAUUUAUUGGUCCCACAUUACAACAGGAUUUAUCUAUUGUAAUAUUAAAAUGGCGCUUUUAUAAGAUCGUUUUUAAUGCCGAUAUUACGAAAAUGUACAGGCAGAUCUUAUUGAACACUACCCACACCCCGUUUCAGCGAAUAUUAUUUCGUAAAAGCGUUAAUGAACCCAUAAAGGACUAUGAACUUCAAACUGUCACGUUCGGAGUUAAUUGCGCACCCUAUCUAGCAAUUAGAACUCUUCUUGAACUGGCAAAAGAAGUUGAAACUACCCACCCGAUUGCAUCUCAUAUAUUGAAAAACAAUAUGUAUGUUGACGAUGUUUUGUCUGGUGCCCAUACAAUUGAAGAUGCAAAAUUUGCUCAAAAUGAAAUGAUUACGGUGUUAGAUUCCGCAGGAUUUCCGUUGAGGAAAUGGAUAUCAAACUCACCUGAUCUGUUAAACAUUUUACCCAAAGACCAUUUACUCGAUGUGGAUUUACUAACCCUUCCAGAUUCCCAUAAUACUAAAACCCUAGGUAUUCGAUGGAAUGCAAAAGAAGAUUUCUUUUUCUUUAGCGUACCCACUAUCGAGAAGAGAAAUGCUUACACAAAACGCUCAGUCUUAUCUGAUAUCGCUCGUCUGUUUGAUCCAGCGGGCUGGUUAGCACCAAUUGUUGUGUCUGCUAAGAUCAUCAUGCAACAAGUAUGGCAGGAUAACACAGACUGGGAUGAAUGUCUAAAACCACUGACCCUUACAAAAUGGUUGAACUUCUUAAAAUUUUAUGAUGAUAUAAAUAAAAUUCGAAUCCCAAGAUGGAUUAAUUUUAAACCCACAUCAAAAAUAGAAUUUCAUGGCUUUUCUGAUGCUUCAGAAAAAGCUUACUCAGCAGUUUUAUAUGUGCGAGUUACACCCAUUGAUGGCCCAAAUAUAAUUACCCUACUCUUCGCUAAAACACGAGUUGCGCCCAUUAAAGUUCUGUCAAUACCCAGAUUAGAACUAUGUGGUGCAGUGUUGUUGGCAAACAUGGUCAACAAUGUAUUAACCCAACUCAAAUUACCCCUACAUCAAGUAUAUUUUUGGACAGAUUCAACAAUUGUUUUAGCUUGGCUUAGUAAACAUCCAAAAUCAUGGGAAACAUUUGUCGCUCAUCGUGUUGCUACUAUAUCGGACACCGUCGGAGUGAACAACUGGAACCACGUCGUGUCGCACGAAAAUCCAGCCGUGGAUGUACUGCCGAAGAGCUGA
Molecule: messenger RNA, 3690 nt
Organism: Calliphora vicina (urban bluebottle blowfly)
Lineage: Eukaryota; Metazoa; Arthropoda; Insecta; Diptera; Calliphoridae
Exons: 1
Coding region: 1-3690 (1229 amino acids)
Source: RefSeq, a predicted model, not a curated record